GUGCACAUGUGCGCACGCGGGGGAAUGACGCGUCACGUGGAGCUGGACGCUGCGUGUCCGCGCGCGCCGCACAACACCGCGAGGCGCGCGCGCUGAGACAUGGAGCGGUGAAGUGGCGCGUGACGGAGGUCUGAGCCUGCAGGUGCUCGCGCUCGCGCUGCGUCCCCUAAACAACAACAACAACAACAUCAAUAACAGCAACAACAACAACAACAAAAAUCUGCAGUGGGAUCAUUAUAUAUAUUUUUUUAAUUUUUAGCAUUAUUUAAUUUUUUUUUUUUUUUGGAAGAGCACAAUGCGGAUUCUCACGUGCGUCGUCACGGCGCUCGCGCUCCUGAGCCAGCACGUCAGCGCUCUGAGUAAGGUCUUCGGGGACGUGGAGCCGGUGAGGAUGACAUCGGAGGGCUCGGACUGCCGUUGCAAGUGUGUGAUGCGGCCGCUGAGCAUUGAGGCGUGCUCGAGGCUUCGGGACGGGACCCUGAAAGUGGACGAUUUUUACGCGGUGGAGACGGUGAGCUCAGGAUCGGACUGUAAAUGCUCGUGCACGGCUCCGCCCUCGUCCCUGAACCCCUGUGAAAACGAGUGGAGGACAGAGAAACUGAGGAAGCAAGCACCCGAGCUGUUCAAGCUGCAUUCCAUGGUGGACUUGCUGGAGGGGACGUUGUACAGUAUGGAUCUGAUGAAGGUUCAUGCGUACAUGAAUAAAGUCGUGGCUCAGAUGAACACACUGGAGGAGACGAUAAAAACAAACCUGAGCCGAGAGAAUGACUUCGUUCGUGACAGCGUGAUGAGUCUGUCCAAUCAGCUGCAGAAGUACGAGAACUACUCGGACAUCAUGGUGAGCAUUAAGAAAGAAAUCUCGAGCUUGGGAGUGCAGCUGCUGAAGAAAGACACAACAGACAACAAGGCACAGGCCACCGACAGCAAGAAGAGCAAAGAGGCAGUAAAACCCUCCAACAAAAAGUCCCCGGUGGUUAAACCUCCUCCAAAGCUGCCCAAAGAGAAACCCGUCAAACCCAGAAAGGAGCCUCCACCGCCCAAGACGCCCAGACCUGCGAAACCAGAGCCGACCCCCAAGAGCAAACCGUCGGGUCACCAGCCGGGGGUCAUCAGGGGCAUCACCUACUACAAAGCCACCAGGACGGAUGAGUCAGGGACGGACAGCGCAGCCAAAGGAGACAGAGAAAACACAGCCAAAACCCACACCGUCCUCCAAAUAGAGGACAAGGGAGGUUCCGAACUCGUCUUGGAGGCCAUCGAGGGCACCACGUCUGUGUCGCCAAAAACAACAAGGACAUCAACAACAACAACUGUCGCUUCAACAACAACUGCCUCACAAAUACAAACAACCACCAGCAGUGAGGAGCUUUUCACCACAGGUUCCACCGAGUCGGACCUAGAGACGGAGAAACUCACCAUCACCGUCACACCGUCACUGAAGAGCACAAAACCUGGCUCUAGCAAGACAGUGUACGUUAAACCUCUGGAGUGUGAGGGCACCAUCGCCUCGGUGGAGAUGCCUGAGAAGCAUCACAGCUACGGGCGUAACGAAGGCGCCUGGAUGAAGGACCCUGUCGCCAAGGACAACAAGAUCUACGUCACCAACUACUACUACGGCAACAACCUGGUGGAGUUUCGCAACCUGGACAAUUUUAAGCAAGGUCGCUGGAGUAACCUCUACAAGCUCCCUUAUAACUGGAUAGGAACAGGUCACGUGGUCUACAACGGCGCCUUCUACUACAACCGAGCCUUCACCAAGAACAUCAUCAAGUAUGACCUGCGUAUGCGCUACGUGGCAGCGUGGACGCUCCUCCACGACGUCGUCUACGAGGACACGACGCCGUGGAAGUGGCGCGGCCAUUCGGACAUCGACUUCGCCGUGGACGAGAGCGGACUCUGGGUGAUCUACCCGGCACUGGACUACGACUACUCGCAGCAGGAGGUGAUCAUCAUCAGCAAGCUGGACCCGAGUGACCUGUCCACCAAGAAGGAGACGACGUGGAGGACAGGCCUGAAGCGCAACACGUACGGCAACUGCUUCAUCGUGUGCGGCGUGCUGUACGCCAUCGACGCGUACAACCAGAGAGAGGGCGAGGUGGCGUACGCCUACGACACACACACCAACACCGAGGCGGCACCGCGGCUCCCGUUCACCAACGAGUACGCCUUCGUCACCCAAGUGGACUACAAUCCUAAAGAGAAGGUGCUUUAUGCCUGGGACAACGGACACCAGCUCACUUAUAAAGUUCACUUCGUGGGUCAAUGAGAGGCUCGGAAAACUGUUCCACCUUUAAUUCAGGAAAUCUGACUUUUCUAAGUGGGGAAUAAAUAUAAUGAAUAUUCUAAUAAUUGUACAAGGGAAAUGAACUCUUUUUGACUUUCAGCAAAUGGCGACUAAAGCAGCGCUGUUUAGUUCAUGUAGCAAAAAUGGUUUUAGAGCAUAACUUUUCUGGAAAAUUUAAAAAUUCAGGGUUGACACAUUAAAAUGAAUUCUGCCUGACAUUUAAAUUUAAAGAAAUGCUUUCCAACAGAAAAAAAAUACAUUUACACUCGCCCCAAAUGUAGUCGAUCACUUCUCAUUGGAAAUUUGACUUAUAUAAUUUGAAAAAUUCCUUUCCUGUAUUACUGAUAAACCCGAUUCCUUGUCGGAAUUUUGAUACAGCUCAUACUGGGAAUUUUUUUUUAAAUUUACACGUUUUCCCCAAAUUAGGUUUACACUUCGACACAGUUUAUAUCAGGAAUCAUACAUUUUUAGCAAAGCUACCUGAGUAUGAAAGAUGACCGUCUUACAUACUUUUUAAAUAAAAAUGAUGAUAAUACACAACAUUCUGAAGGUUAACAUUUUUAACCUUAAUAUUUUAAUAAACCUAUAAAACACCAUAUAAGAUGUUUAUGGUACUUGUAUUAAAUAGGGUGUAUCAGUGUAUGUAAAUGACUCAUUUACACUCAACUAUUAAUUUUGUAAAAUAUAAAUUACUUUUGCACUGUAAAUAUUUCCAGAAACCGUUAGCAACAGAGCUGUUUGUUAGAUCAAUAAGGGUGUGUUUUAUUUUGUUUUUUUUUUUACGUCUCUCAGUAAACAUUAGUUAAACUCCUGGAUGAGUUUCUAUUAGAUUUUCUGUUUUGUAUGACUCACGCAUGGAGGGUGAAAUGUUCCAUGUUUUCUGCACUAUAACUAAAAUAAACUUCAGUUCCAUUACCAUGGUGCCUCUAGAAUCUGGAUGUGAAAAUUUUUUUAUAGUAGUGAAGAAUAAAGACAGUUUGAGAUCA
This is a messenger RNA of Pangasianodon hypophthalmus (striped catfish), 3270 nucleotides long. RefSeq names its product olfactomedin-like 2A (gene olfml2a). Gene Ontology annotation, biological process: signal transduction. The transcript is spliced from 8 exons. NCBI's taxonomy places the organism in Eukaryota, Metazoa, Chordata, Actinopteri, Siluriformes, Pangasiidae. The record is from RefSeq and is a predicted model, not a curated record. Bases 296 to 2266 code for a protein of 656 amino acids.